AUUUGGGUGAUGAGUUGAGUACUGAUGGAUAAGUUGAAGUUUGGGAGGGAUGGAAUGAGGGGAUUGCCUCCUGGGUUCCGAUUUCAGCCGACGGAAGAAGAGCUUGUGUUUGAGUAUCUAAAAUGCAAGGUCUUCUCCUGCGCCUUGCCUGCUUCCAUCAUUCCAGAGGUCAAUGUUUGCAACUUCGAUCCUUGGGAGGUUCCAGGAGGGGAUUGGGAGGUGAAACAGAGGUGCACAUACUUGUUCAGCAACAAGGAAGAAACAGGAAAGAAGAAUGGAAGAUGCCUGUGGACUCCGAGUGGGUACUGGAAGGCCAAACCCAAAGGGCGUGAAAGGAGAGUAGUAAGCUCCAGUAGUAGCAGUCAGAGCGUGAGUGUGGGGAUGAAGAAGACUCUGGUUUUCUACGCCAAUAAUAGGAACAGAGGUGGGAGUAGGACGGGGUGGAUUAUGCAUCAGUAUCGCCUCAUCGCCACUCACCCUCCAACUCAUACUCCAACUGCAUUGAAUAACAUGAACAAGUGGGCUAUUUGCCGCAUCUUUUGGAGGAAACUCCAAUCCAAUAAAUAUAAUCAUCAUCGUCAACAUCAUCUGCAACUCCAAUAUUAUUCUAUGUCUACGAACCAUUCCGACGGCAACGCCUCCGCCGCCCCCUCCACCACCUCAUCCUCUUCCAGUACUUCCACCAGUUUCUUCGCCAGCUCUGUCCAACAAAACUCUGACGAUGAUUUUUCUGCUUCUUAAUUAUAUUUAUUUAUAUAUAUUUCAUACUUCUCUUUUGUUUCCAAUCUAUAUUAUGAUAUUACCUAUUUAAAUGAACUGUUUUCAACAAAAA
Messenger RNA from Cucurbita maxima (winter squash), 832 nucleotides. RefSeq names its product NAC domain-containing protein 83-like. Gene Ontology annotation, molecular function: DNA binding. Bases 25 to 741 code for a protein of 238 amino acids. NCBI's taxonomy places the organism in Eukaryota, Viridiplantae, Streptophyta, Magnoliopsida, Cucurbitales, Cucurbitaceae. Gene Ontology annotation, biological process: regulation of DNA-templated transcription. The record is from RefSeq and is a predicted model, not a curated record. The transcript is spliced from 2 exons.